AUGAUUAACGAAUCUGUAGAUAUCAAAUACCUAGAGAAUAACCAAUACUCUGAUGAAGGAAUAAAGGCCUAUGAAUUUAUAUUUGGAGAGGAUUAUAUUUCCUCAGGAGGAUUAACCGCUACAAAGAAAAUUUUAAGCGACAUUCAUUUGGAAGCAAAUUCGAAAGUAUUAGACAUAGGAUCAGGCCUAGGAGGAGGUUGCAAAUACAUAAAUAUGAAAUACGGAUCACAUGUUUAUGGCGUUGAUAUAUGCCAAAAGAUGGUUACCAUUGCAAAACUAAGGAAUAAAGAUAAAGCUAAUAUCGAAUUUGAAGCUAUAGAUAUUCUUAAGAAAGAUUUUCCUGAAAACACUUUCGACAUGAUAUAUAGCAGAGAUUCUAUUUUACAUUUAUCAUUCGCUAAUAAGAAAUUAUUAUUUGAAAAAUGCUAUAAGUGGAUAAAGCCAAAUGGAAUACUUUUGAUAACAGAUUAUUGUGCUGAUAAAAUAGAAAAAUGGGAUGAAGAAUUUAAAGAGUAUGUUAACAACAGAAAAUACACCCUGCUGCCUAUUCAGGAAUAUGGUGAUUUGAUUAAAUCUUGUAAUUUCAAAAAUGUAGAGGUAAAAGAUAUGAGUGACUACUGGCUCGAGUUAUUACAAUUAGAGCUUAAUAAAUUAGAAGAAAAAAAAGAUGAAUUCUUAAAGAAAUAUUCUUUAAAAGAAUUUGAUUCUUUGAAAAAUGGGUGGACAAGAAAAAUUAAAGACACCAAAAGGGAUUUGCAAAAGUGGGGUUACUUCAAAGCCCAGAAGAUGAUAUAA
This is a messenger RNA of Plasmodium gonderi, 795 nucleotides long. RefSeq names its product phosphoethanolamine N-methyltransferase. The transcript is spliced from 4 exons. Bases 1 to 795 code for a protein of 264 amino acids. Gene Ontology annotation, molecular function: S-adenosylmethionine-dependent methyltransferase activity. Lineage: Eukaryota; Apicomplexa; Aconoidasida; Haemosporida; Plasmodiidae. The record is from RefSeq and is a predicted model, not a curated record.